This is a messenger RNA of Rhinocladiella mackenziei CBS 650.93, 612 nucleotides long. RefSeq lists its product as uncharacterized. The coding region runs from base 1 to 612 and encodes 203 amino acids. The record is from RefSeq and is a predicted model, not a curated record. The transcript has a single exon. NCBI's taxonomy places the organism in Eukaryota, Fungi, Ascomycota, Eurotiomycetes, Chaetothyriales, Herpotrichiellaceae.
AUGAAGCUUCUCGCCACCAUCACUUUCCUCGUUUCUACCCUCUCGGCCGUGGCUCUUGCCAGCCCUCAACGUGGUGGAGGCGGCCGUCCUGGCCGUCCUACAAUCACCCAAACCGCCACUGGCACGACAACUAGCACGACAACAAUUUCGUCGUCAACGACUUCCUCGGCCACUUCUCCCACCGCGACCUGCCUUGAUUCCAGCUCGGCUGAAUAUCUCGUCAACGGAUUCGCCUCGCUCCUGACCGCCUACAGCAACGCAACUGCCGAAGCUCUUCUCGCCUCGAACUUCACUGAUACUUCCGACUCGAUCAACUUUCUGGUGGGUAACCCAUUGGGCAGCGUCACCUUCCCAUCCAAGGCUGCUUUCGAGGCCGGUCAAGGCUCUCAGCCCCCUAUUGGCUUUACAAUUCUCAACAUUGACGCUGUGACUUGCGAUGUGAUUGCAUUCCGUUGGGCCGCGACCUUGGGCCCCGACGCCCCAGUCAAGGGUAUCAAUAUCCUUUACGCAAGCAACCUCAACGGCACGGCAGCCGGAUGGCAAGUCAAGACGGUGUACUCAGAGUUCAACUCUGGUACCUGGAGUCAGGAAAUUGGUGGUGUCUGCGCGUAA